This is a messenger RNA of Menidia menidia (Atlantic silverside), 1711 nucleotides long. The record is from the annotation of a GenBank genome assembly. Lineage: Eukaryota; Metazoa; Chordata; Actinopteri; Atheriniformes; Atherinopsidae.
AUGGAGGGGGAGCGGGUCGACUCGGCUCUGGACUUGAGCCACCUGACGGAGGAGGAGCAGGCCUCCAUCCUGGAGGUCUUACAGCGAGACCUGGAGCUGCGCCAUCGGGAUGAAGGACGUCCAGGAGUGCAGCAAACGCCACCGCCGGUGGACUUCGGGGUGCGACCUGAUCCGGGCGACCAUCCGCCACCGGAAGACGAGGAGCAGAGGUCAGUGCCCGGCCGGAUCGGCUCCUGCUGCCCCCAGACGGAGAUCUCAGAUCUCAGGGAUGGCUCUCUGGUUGUUGCCAUAGAAACAGAUGUGCCCCUGAAUGAACUUUUCAGCGGAGAGAGAGAGGAAACCUCCUCCAAUGAAGCCCCUGAGACGACAGAGAGGCUGGAGGACAGCGGAGGGAGUGAUGCGGAUUUGAAGUCUGCACCCAAAAUAAAAAGUCCUGUGGUGGAGCUCAGCGGCAGCAUGAUGAGUCUGUUCAGCUCGGGGGAUUUCGGAGUGGUGGAGGUGAGGGGCCGUAUCCAGUACUCAUUGGUUUACGACGCUCCUAAGGAGGAGCUGCGGGUGAACGUGUACCGCUGUGAGGACAUCGCUUCCGCACGGAAAAACCGCUCUGACCCGUAUGUAAAAACCUACCUGCUGCCAGACAAGUCGAAUCACAGUAAGAAGAAAACAUCCGUGAGGAAGAAGACGCUGAACCCCGUCUAUGACCAGACGCUCAGACCCCUGGGCAGGAACGUGUUCCUGGGGGAGGUGGAGGUGGCCCUGGAGCUCUGGGACUGGACCUGCACGCAGCCUCUGUGGCAGGACCUCCAGCCACGGGUUUGUGUGAGUCCAGACUCAAUAAGCAGUCGAGGAAACAUCAUGCUCUCCAUUAAAUUCAUUCCAGAAGGAUUUGAGGGCGGCGGGAUGCCGCUGACAGGAGAGGUUCACAUCUGGCUCCGGGAGGCUCAGGGUCUCCUUUCCAACAAAGGAGGGGCCGUAGACUCCUUUGUGAGAAGCUACAUCCUUCCAGAUGCGAGUCGGCAGAGUGGUCAGAAGACGCGUGUGGUCAAACACUCCAUCAGCCCCACCUACAACCACACGAUGGUCUACGACGGCUUCCACACCAGCGACCUGAAGGAGGCCUGUGCCGAGCUGACCGUGUGGCAGCGGGAGGGCCUGAAGGUGCGCAUCCUGGGAGGGAUUCGCCUGAGCUCUGGAACUGGUCAGAGCUAUGGCGAGGAUGUCAGCUGGAUGGACUCCACGGGGGAGGAAGUGGCCGUGUGGACCUCCAUGAUCCAAAACCCGAACCACUGGAUAGACACUAGACUGCCAAUCAGAACUAACCUGACACAGCGGCCUGUGUGACCUGCCCACAGUUAUCCACAUACGUGUUCCUGUUACGGACCGGAGGGAGGCCCUCCUCACAUCAGUGUAUUUACCCGCUAUGUCAACAUGAUGAACACAUGCAUCAAGCAUUUAUUUAUCUUUUAUCCACACAAAGAGGAACAAAUACUGAUACAUUAUUUCCUCUUUAGGGCAAAUUUGUCAAAUAUCUCAUUUAGAAGUAGGCUAAGUUGUGAGUGAAAUGUUUUAAUUUGUGUUACAUCUAACAAAAGGGCACUUAAAAUCAAUCGCAGUCUAUCAAUUAAAUAUAAAACGGAACAGAUGAGUCUGAUGUGUUCUGUUUUAUCUUUCUUAUCAUUCAUGUAAUUGUAUUUAUUAAAUUAGUAAGUGU